Molecule: messenger RNA, 2991 nt
Organism: Amphibalanus amphitrite
Lineage: Eukaryota; Metazoa; Arthropoda; Thecostraca; Balanomorpha; Balanidae
Exons: 3
Coding region: 1-2991 (996 amino acids)
Source: RefSeq, a predicted model, not a curated record
AUGUCAGCAUACUACAUUUUGGUCAAGGAGAAGCUGCCGGCAUCAUAUUUGAAAACCUACAAGCGGUGGCAACAGGAUGGGAACAGGACGGACAGUUUGAUUCUGUUCGCUGACUGGCUGGCAGAUGAAGCUGUAUGUGAGCGGGAGGCGCAGGAGAUAAGCUUGGCCGGUCAGCAGAGACCUGAAGGCAGAGGCAAGGCGGAGAUCGUACCGAAGAAGCCGAAAAGAGUUUUCAACACGGAGACCGUCGGACAGCCUGAACGAAGAGCAACGUGUCUGUACUGCAACGAGCCGCACAGUCUGGAUAACUGCCCGCACUUCACCCGGUGGACUGUCAGCAGUCGCUACCACUACUGCAAAACUAACAGGAUAUGUUUCCGCUGCCUGUCUGGCCAUCAUCUGGGGCGUAACUGCCGGCAGUUCAAUGGCUGCUCGGUGAAUUCAUGUGAAGGCACGCACCACACACUGCUGCACGCUACAGCCAAGCCCGCGACUACUGGCCGUGAGGGAGCCAUGGGAGGCCGGUCGGUACCUCACGAAGCUGAAGUAGCUGGUGCAGAAUACGUCCCAUCCACCCAGACACAGAGAAGUUCCAAGCAGUCGUUUCGCACAAAGAAGUCAUCUGGAGACGCUCAAUCGAACCCCGAUCGAGUGGCGUUUCAGACGGUGCCAGUGAAGCUCUCUGCGAAUGGGAGAUCAGUCAUUGUAAGUGCACUUCUGGACCCGUGUUCUGAUGCCAGCUACCUGACGGAGGCCGCUGCGAAUGAGCUACAGCUGCAGGGAGAAGAUGAAGAUGUGGACCUGGAGACGGUGAACGGAAGCUCACAAGUGAGGAUGAAGAAAACUCAGAUUCAACUCAGCUCAGUGGAUGAAGGCUACAAGGCCAAGCUCAGCGCAUUUGUCAUCAAAGAUCUGUCCAGCGCAUCAACAAAAAUCGACUGGAACCUGAUGAAAGAUCGCUGGGAUCAUAUGAAGAAGAUCCCGUUCCCGACCGUAUCCAGGAAAGGCAGCAUUGAUAUGCUUAUCGGCCUGACGGGCGACACCAUGUCCCUGUUUCUACCUGAGGAAACCAUCCAGGGGCCUCCCGGUGAUCCAGUGGCGGUGAAAACCCCACUGGGCUGGACCGCCUUCGGGCCGGUCAGUGGAGCCGAAAUGGAAAGCAUCAAGACCCUGAGAACCCAUAUCCGAAGCAAGCUGAAAGUGGAAAAUCAGGAAGAGAUUAAGGCCAUGCGAGAGAUGACAGAGCUAGAAGUGAUCGGUGUAAGGGAGCAGAAAGAAAAGAUUAUGUCAGUUGAAGACAAAGAAGCGAUGAAGAAAGUUGAGAAGAUGAAGCAUGAAGGAGGGCGAUAUGAAGUGAAAGUCCCCUGGCGAAAUGAUGAGCCCAAUCUGUCCGGAAAUUUCGGAUAUGCGCUCAGCAGGCUGAGAAAAACGGAGGAAAAUAUGAAGAAACGUAAAGAUGAAGCCAUGGAGAAAAAGUACGGUGAGAUCUUCGAAGAUUACGUGAAGAAAGGCUACUUUCUGAAGAUAGCCGCCGGUGAUGAAAACUGGACAGCCGCCACCUGUGAAGGGUGGUUCUUGCCUCACUUUCCAGUGAUAAGACAAGACAGGGCAACAACAAAGAUCAGACUGGUCUUCGACGCUGCGGCAAAGUACCAGGGAAGAAGCUUGAACGACGAGCUGUACCCAGGUCCUUCAAUCUGCAGCGAUCUGAUCGAGAUUCUACUGGGAUUCCGGCGUCAUCCCAUCGCUCUGACGGGUGAUGUCGAGGAGAUGUUUCGCCAAGUGAAGCUGGCGACCGCAGACAAGAAGUAUCACCGCGUCCUAUGGCGCGACGGUGAAGCAGAGAGGGCGCCCGAUAUAUACGAAGCCCAGCGAUGGAUAUUUGGAAACGCGGCUGCACCUUUCGCUGCUCAGUAUGUCAUGAAGGAAAAUGCUCAGAUACACGCUGCCGAGUUCCCUCUCGCCGCUCAAGCCGUGGAAAGAUCAUUCUACAUGGAUGAUGCGCUCUGCUCCUUCAAAACUGAAGAGGAAGCCAAAGAAGCAAGAGAACAGCUCACUGAUGUGAUGAAGCAGGCAGGCAUGCACAUAUGGAAAUGGCGAAGCAGCAGCUCGGAUGUAACAGCAAGUAUCCCGGAAAAGGAGCGCGCUAAGGAGCCGGAAUUCAAGAUCGAAGAUGGCCCAAAUCAGACAAGCAAGACGCUGGGUCUUCUGUGGAAUGCUGGUGAAGAUACUCUUGGAAUCUGCGCUACCACUUCCUCAGACGCCACGCCUGAAAACCGGCCAACAAAAAGACUCUGUCUCAAGAAAAUAGCUGCGGUUUUCGACCCGCUGUGUCUGAUCUGCCCGCUCACCAUCACCGCCAAGAUCAUCUUUCAAGAGACUUGGGCUCGCGGUCUGGAUUGGGACGAUCCACUGCCGCCCGACAUGGAAGCUGAAUGGCUGACCUGGCUUGAAGAUAUUCAGGAGAAGGUCUGCGCUGCGUUUGAGAUUCAGCUGACGGACGUGGUGUUCUGGUCGGACUCGCUCAACGUUAUCUGCUGGAUAAAAAAUGACGUCAAGCGCUUCCAACCGUUUGUCGCCCACCGCGUCUCAGAGAUCCGGGAGUUCACGAGUCCUGAUCAGUGGAGACACAUUCCUGGAACGGAAAAUCCAGCAGAUCUCCCCAGUAGAGGUGUCAAGCUGGAAGACCUGAAGCACAUCAGCCUCUGGUGGGAAGGACCUCCAUUCCUUCUGGAGUCACCUGAGAACUGGCCAAAACAGAGAGACAUCUCUGAACAGGCAUGCGACCCCAGUGAGUUCCGCAAAGAAAAAGUAACUACUCACUCAGCGCGGGCGAAGGAGAUGGACACAGACUUCCGGCUACAGCCAGCACGCUACUCGAAGUGGAUGAAGCUCAUCAGAGUGCGCGCUGCUCGUCACGCGGUGUGGGACGUGCAGGUGCGCGCUGCUCGUCACGCGGUGUGGGACGUGCAGGUGCGCGAUGCCGGUUGA